GUUGUUCUUAGUGUAGGCUAAAUGUUGUCAUAAAUUGCACUGUUCCAUUUUACAAUAUUAGGCUACUUUGCUAGCUAUAUCACCAAGAGACACCAGAGUCAGACUUGUCUUGACCUGAAAAGAAAAGUUAGAGGCUAGCCAACGUCUAUGGUAACUAACUGAACUAGGCUACAGGCUUAAUAGCGUUGCCACCACCACAAGCUUGAUUGCUGACAAAAUGGAAGAUUAUGGAAGGCUUGCUAUCGUGUUUAUCGUGUACAGUUGUUGUGGAGCUGCCUUUGAAGUGAGAGUCCCCCAGAAACAGGUGGUGGCAGUCCAUGGGUUUCCAGCUGCCAUAUUGGGGUGCACCUUCACGCCUCCUCCCAGCCUACAAGACGUGGUCGUGACUUGGCAGCGAGUAGAGGACUUGAGGGUUGUUCACAGCUUCUAUUACGGAACUGACCAGCUGGGCCGACAAAGUGCCGACUACAAGAGCAGGACAAGCUUGUACCACGAGCAGCUUUCAAGUGGGAAUGCCACUCUAAGGCUGGCACGGGCCGGCCCCCGAGAUACCGGGAACUACCAAUGUAGUGUCAGUACUUCACAGGGAUCAGACAAGGCAGAUGUGCAACUGAGUUAUGCAGCUUUCUUCUCGGAGCCCAGGCUGUCUAUACUGGCCCACAGCUCCAGUUUCACUCUCCAAUAUGAAAGCGAGGGUUAUCCACAACCUGAGGUCCAGUGGAGGGAUGGGUUGGGUCAUAACCUCACACACAAUACCCAAGUGCUUCAGUCAGACGAGGACCCUGGUCUGCUGAAGCUCCAUACCCAAGUGGUGGUCGACAUGGCCAAGGGUUUGAACUGGACUCUCACUGUGGUCAACCAUCCCCUGGGACAGGUCAUCCAGAGACCUGUUAGCUUCAUUUAUGAUGAUCAGAGAAACCUAGUGGACUGCAGCAGAGAGAGGCUUGCUCUGCUAUGUCCAAUUGCAUUUUGUGUAAUUGGCUUAUGUUUACUGUUUUGGGUACGACAGCCACUGUGCUCCAUUUCAAAAUAGCAGGUAAAGUAAAUCAGCAAAGUGCAUGACCGUACGUUAUGGACAUAACUUACAAUCUAUUUCGACUUCACUCAGUCACCACGGUCUUCACCUAUGGAUGACUCAUACCAUUAGGGUCACGAGGAACGGAGGGUUCCACUUUUCUUCUUCAGAAAGCCCUGUAGAGAGUACAGCUGAACCCAGAGGUUCUGGCGCUGCAACACCUGCUACCGUGUCAUUGGAGCCGCUACUUGCCGCUGCAUAUACAACCUGAAUUCCGAAAAAGUUGGGACGCUUUGUAAAAUUAAAAAAAGAAUGCUAUUAUUGACACAUCAUGUCAACCCUAUAUUUAACUGAAAAUAGUUCAAAGACAACAUAUCAACUUUUGAAGGAGAAAAAUGUUAUUGUUUUUUGGAAAAAAAUAUGUUCAUUUUGAAUUGAAUGCCAGUAACACAUUUUAAAAAAGUUGGGAAAGGGGCGUUUUUACCACUGUUGCUUCACCUCUUCUUUUUAAAACAUUCUGCAAAUGUUUAAGAACUGAGUUUUGCAAAUGAAAUGUGGUCCCAUUCCUGCCUGGUAUAGGAUUUCAGCUGCUCUAGAGUCUGGGGACUUCUUAAUCAUAUUUUUUAUUCCAUGACCCCCCCUUGGACUCUUCCUCUAUGGGGAAAUGCUUUUGAAAUAUGUUUAGAAUUGUUUUUGGCAUUUCUUUCCUGAAAUAUUCAAGGUCUUCCCUGAAAAAGACAUUGUCUGGAUGACAGUAUUUGUUACAUCAUUCAGAAUUGAUUGUGCCUUGCCAGAUGUGCAAAAUGCCCAUGCCAUAGGCACUAAUGCGCCUCCACACUGCCAUGGAUGCUGGGUUUUGAACUGAGCACUAUUACAAGAUGGAUAUUUUGGAUAGUUGAAUAGUCCCUCUCCUCUUUAGCCCAGAGGAGUUCAAGAUUUCCAAAAAGAAUUUCACAUUUUGAUUGGACUUGACAGGACCUUUUUCUACUUCACCUCAGCCCAUUUUAAAUGAGCUCAGAAUAAGAUGGUAGAAUUUAUGCAUCAUGUGUAAAUAAAAUGUCUUCUUUGCAUGGUAGAAUUAACACUAGCAUUUGAAAUAGUCCAAUUUCUCGCCUUAAGCAGUUGAUAUGUUCUCUUUGGACUAUUCUCAAUUAAAUAUAAGGUUGACAUGAUUUGUAAAUCAUAGCAUUCUUUUUUUUUACGUUUUACAAGGCAUCCCAACUUUUUCCGAAUUCGGCUUGUAUCUUAAUAGUGCUGGAUGCUCUCCCUGCAUCCAAGAGUGACUGGAGGAAACGCAGAA
Molecule: messenger RNA, 2315 nt
Organism: Alosa alosa (allis shad)
Lineage: Eukaryota; Metazoa; Chordata; Actinopteri; Clupeiformes; Clupeidae
Product: CD276 antigen-like
Exons: 4
Coding region: 218-1033 (271 amino acids)
Source: RefSeq, a predicted model, not a curated record